This is a messenger RNA of Centruroides sculpturatus (bark scorpion), 4432 nucleotides long. RefSeq names its product serine/threonine-protein kinase N2-like (gene Pkn). The record is from RefSeq and is a predicted model, not a curated record. Gene Ontology annotation, molecular function: protein serine/threonine kinase activity; small GTPase binding; ATP binding. The transcript has 21 exons. Gene Ontology annotation, biological process: signal transduction; protein phosphorylation. Bases 201 to 3197 code for a protein of 998 amino acids. NCBI's taxonomy places the organism in Eukaryota, Metazoa, Arthropoda, Arachnida, Scorpiones, Buthidae.
UGGUCGUAGCGUAUCACGUGCUACUAAUGAUGGCGACUCCGAAGACGGCUUCUUCACAUUAGAGAAGAAAGUUUUUAAUAAAUCAAUCAUGGUGCCAACUAAUAUAGUUUACGAAUAAUUAAAAUAAUUAUAAAGGAUUAUAUAGUCGUAUGAAAUUAGUAAUUGGGUGUUAAUAAAAGUUUUUUAAUUCAGUUGACGUUAUGAGCCGUAGCCAGUCUAUACACCGUGAUCUUUCCCUCAAAUAUGGUUUUCAUCAAGAUUUAUCAGAUGUCAGUAUUCAACAAAGAUUGGAAGACAUUAAAAAACAAUUAAAAGAAGAAAUUCGUAAAGAACUUAAAAUAAAAGAAGGUGCUGAAAAUCUUCGGAAAGUGACCACAGACAAAAAAAGUUUAUCUAAUGUCAAUUCUAUUGUAAAGAAGGCAAACAGCAAAUUACAUGAAUUACAACAAGAACUGCAAGAACUCAAUGCACAUAUUUUGGUUACUCAAGGACAAAGUACAGAUUCAUCAGAUGGAAAUGUUUUAUCACCAGAAAAGGAUGAAGGUGAUAAAGUGGAAGCUCCUUUAUCAGCUGCUGGUCAGAGAUUACAGUUGCUGGAAAAGCAACUUAAUAUUGAGCUUAAGGUUAAGCAGGGUGCAGAAAAUAUGAUUAAUAUGUAUAGUAGUGGUCAUUCUAAAGAUAGAAAACUUUUGGCUGAAGCACAACAAAUGUUAGCAGAUUCUAAAACCAAAAUUGAGUAUAUUCGUCUGAUGAUCAUGAAAGUUAAACAUACAAAAGAUGAUGGUAAUGAAGGAAAUACAGGUGGUUGUGAAAGUAAACUUCCAGAAGUUAUGUCUCCGUUAGAACUUAGGAUAGAAGAAUUGAGACAUCGCUUAAAGGUAGAAUGUGCUGUGGUAGAGGGAGCAAAAAAUGUAAUUAGACUUCUUCAAAGUACAAAAGUUACAGACAGAAAAGCUUUACAAGAGGCUCAAAUAAAUUUGUCUGAAUCAAGCCAAAAAUUGGAUUUAAUUCGAAAAUCACUGGAAAUUUGUCGUCAAGAAUUACCUCCAGGAUCUUCCAAAGCAGAUGUUUUGAAACAUGAAUUAGAAAGCAGCCAGGCUGCUAGUCCAGUUUUAUAUCCGCCCACUAUUCAUCCCUAUGGUGCUAAAGAAACACCUUUGCCUUCAUAUGGUACUUCUCUUUCUAAACCUGCUGCUGUUACAGGAAAACUUGAAGUCAGGUUAAUGGGCUGUCAAGAUUUACUAGAAGAUGUGCCAGGUCGUUUACCACGUAAAGAUCAUGGACCUUACAGUCCAGCUGAUCUUCGAAAUCUGAUGAGAGCCAGUAAAGGUUUAACAGGACGAGGUUCCUCAAAAUCUUACAGCAUUAAAGAAGAAACUUCAAAUGAAAUUAUGGCUUGUUUAAAAUUAGAUAAUGUGACAGUUGGACAAACAACUUGGAAACAAUGCAGCCAACAAGCAUGGGAUCAGCGUUUUAGUAUUGAUCUUGAUCGGUCAAGAGAACUUGAAAUACAGAUUUAUUGGAAAGACUGGCGUUCAAUGUGUGCAGUUAAGUUUUUACGUUUGGAAGAAUUUAUUGAUGACAUUAGGCAUGGCAUGGCUCUAUAUCUUGAACCACAAGGCUUAUUGUUUGCAGAGAUAAAAUUCCUUAAUCCAAUGAUAUCUCGGAAACCAAAACUUCAAAGGCAAAGGAAACUUUUUAAACAUAAAGGAAAAAAUUUUCUUCGCCCUGGACAAAUGAAUAUAAAUGUUGCAACUUGGGGACGACUUAUGAAACGUGCAAUGCCUCAGGCGUGCUCUGAACAACCAACAACAAUUAGUCCUUCAACAGAUUGUAUUAUUUCUCCUAAUAUUCAAAAUAAAAAUGAUGACAGUGUAGUUACAAAACUAAAUUUUGAUUCUCCAAUAAUAACUGAACCAAAUGAAUUAGAUGGAAGUAAUUAUUUAGAAAAAUGCAGUUUAGAUAAAUCAUCUACCAAUUACAAUACAUCAUUAGAAAUGGAUGUAAGAACAGCUUUGGAUGAAUUUGAUUUCUUAAGUAAUGAUGUUAGCAAAGAUUCUUCACUUGAUAAUCUUGUAAUGAGGAAGUCAAUUUCACCGGAACCUGUUAUCGAACAUCCAGAUGAUGAUAUUCUUCCUCCUGAGGAGUAUCAAAAUAGUAAUAUAGAACCAGAAUGCAUGGUGAUUAAAUCAGGAAUGAGUUUAGAAAAUUUUCAGUUUAUUAGUGUCUUAGGGAGAGGACAUUUUGGCAAAGUAAUUUUAAGUAGAUAUAAAAACACUGGUGAGUAUUUUGCAAUUAAAGCUUUGAAGAAAGGAGAUAUAAUUGCUAGAGAUGAAAUAGAAGGUCUUAUGGCUGAAAGGAGGAUAUUUGAAGUGGCAAACUCUAUUCGUCAUCCAUUCUUAGUUAAUUUAUUUGCAUGUUUUCAAACAACAAGUCAUGUGUGUUUUGUAAUGGAAUAUGCAUGUGGUGGAGAUCUUAUGAUGCACAUACAUACAGAUAUUUUUCCAGAACCAAGAGCAGUGUUUUAUGCAGCAUGUGUUGUUUUAGGUUUGCAGUAUUUACAUGAAAAUAAAAUCAUUUAUAGAGAUCUUAAGUUGGAUAAUCUUCUGUUAGAUGCUGAAGGAUAUGUAAAAAUUGCAGAUUUUGGAUUAUGUAAAGAAGGUAUGGGUUAUGGUGAUAGAACAGGAACAUUUUGUGGUACACCUGAAUUCUUAGCACCUGAAGUUCUUACUGAAACAUCUUAUACACGAGCUGUGGAUUGGUGGGGACUAGGAGUUCUUAUAUUUGAAAUGCUAGUUGGAGAAUCACCUUUUCCUGGAGAUGAUGAGGAAGAAGUUUUUGACAGUAUUGUCAAUGAUGAAGUUAGAUAUCCUCGUUUUCUUUCUUUAGAAGCAAUUGCUAUUAUGCGGAGGUUACUUAGGAAAAAUCCUGAUCGCCGUCUUGGUGCAAGUGAGAGAGAUGCAGAUGAUGUUAAAAAGCAAGCUUUUUUCAGGAAUAUCAAUUGGGAAGAUUUAUUAAUGAGGCAAAUAAAACCACCAUUUGUUCCUGUUGUGCGAUCUCUUGAGGAUGUGAGUAAUUUUGAUGAAGAAUUUACUUCAGAAAAUCCUGCUUUAACACCACCUAAAGAUCCAAGAACUUUAACUUCAAAUGAACAAGCUAUGUUUGCUGACUUCACCUAUAUGGCUGAUUGGUGCUAGUAUAUAAUGAGUUACUGAUAAAUUCAUAAACAAUGUGCCUUUGUAGAUAUUAAAAAGUUCUUAACUCAAAAGAAGAUUCUGGUGCUCCGUCCUGUAUGAAUGUUCUUCCUUUGUUAUCAGAAAAAUCAACUAAUGACCCGAUGGACUGAAUGCAGCUUCUGGUGAAUAGUUUUUUGGCAGCAAUAAUUACAGAUAUCUGGUUUGGUUAUUCGGGUUAUUGAAAUGAAAUCCGAACAAAUGUGAACAAACUUUGUGCAGCAACAAUUUGGGGAAUGUCUUUGAUAUAGAUAACAAACUAUUUAGGUUAUUGAGAUUCAGAUAUAGAAACUAGAAUUAAUUCAUUGUAAUAUGCAUAAAUGCAAUCUUCACACACCUCAUUUUUAUUCAUGUGUAUCUUAGUUUUAUUUUUGUGAACUCUUGUUGUUUAUUACUAAUGCCUUUAUUAUUGUUAUUGUUGUUAUUUUCUUAUCAUGAUUUCUGAAGCAUUAUUUUAUGAUCCAAUUGCAACUCAACAGCAUUUUUUUGUGAUCAUUCCUGUUGUAGUGACUUCCACUAGUGUGCCAAAAAUCUGAAAGUAGAUGGACAUUGUUCUUCAGAUUGUUUAAGGCUUAAAUUUUGUCUUUCAGCAGUUUGGUAAUAUUUUAGAGAACGUAUGCAAAUUUACAACGGACAUAUUAUACACAAAAUGGCCAACAAAUUACAAUGAGUCUGUUCUAUUUCAGCUGAAAAUGUGCCUUGACAGUAUACUUUCAAGUUCCACUGAAAUUUGUCUGUUCAGAUCAACAUCGAUGAUCCAUUGUGUGCAUCAAUCCAGUUAUUGAAUUCAUCAGAAUUAUAAGCAUUUAUAGUGUAAUCAUAUGUUAAACUGAUUUUAAGAAUAUCCAUUAUUGUCCUUAGAAAAGGUAUCUACAAAUUUUGACCAUCUUGUUAUGUAGAUAUUAGUACACAUCCAUCUGUAAAGAUGUUUUAUUAUCCUUUUAUACAGUCCAUAUGCAUGUUUCCAAUUCUUACAUUUGGAUCUGUACUAUAAUUGCAUUUUUUCCUCAGUUAACUAUAUUAGAUAAAUUCUAAUCAAAACAGUUUUGUACUAUUGUGUAUAUCUGUAAGUAUAGAAAAGAAAUCUGUUGAACUUUUGCCUGUCAAGUUAAGGUGAUGGCAUCCUUGGUUAGUUAGGGUUUCAGGACAGUAAUUUGUAAGUAUUUUUAUCGUGCUCAUAAUAAAAGGAAUUUGUUUGU